Klebsormidium nitens is the source of this 291-nucleotide messenger RNA. NCBI's taxonomy places the organism in Eukaryota, Viridiplantae, Streptophyta, Klebsormidiophyceae, Klebsormidiales, Klebsormidiaceae. The record is from the annotation of a GenBank genome assembly.
AUGCAGCCGACGACUAGAACGGGGUCCGCUGCAGCGGAAGCGGACCUGUUUCCGCACCAGAAUGAGCUUCGAAGUGGCGGAACGGACCCGCUGGCGCUCACGCGCAUCGCGGCCGCAGCAGACGAAGCCCGCAGCAAAACGGCAUCGCUGCUCAUUGCAGCGGAACCGGUCCCGGUUCCGCACCGGAAUGGACUUCAAGCUGGCGGAACGGACUGGCUGAGUAGGCCUCUGUGCUUCUACAAUGCGAUUGUUUGGCUGCUCAAAUGGAAUGGUGGUCACCGAAGCGAUUAG